GCCGAGCAGAAAGACGUAAGCGGGCUAACUAUAGCUGCGGGCGGCACGAGGGGCAUGUAACCUGUUCGGCUCCGGGCUGCGAGGUGCGUAAUCCCCGAGCCGACCUAUGGUGGAGCGGGUGCAGCCCGCACCGCCACAGGUGAUCCGAUUUCCUGUGACGGCAGCUCCAGCCAGCCGGACCAAUUCCACAAGCAUUCUUUUUUGAAAGUCCCUUUGGACUGGGUGCCACCUGGAGAAGGCAGGGGAGGGAAGAAGACCCUACCCCCGCCCCUUCAUAAAAGUCUUGCUUCUUCGUUUCUUGAAGACCAAAAUUUACAAAGUGACUCUUCGUUUUGGUUACCUCCUCUCCACCGGGCGACACCAAUGGGAGCCAUGGCGAACCCCUUACUCCUCUGCCUCCUGCUCGUUCAUUUGGGAUUGGGAGCUGUUGGCGCCAGCCGCGACCCCCCGGGACGGCCGGAUCCCCCUCGAGAGAGGACCCUGAGAGCCAAGCAGCUGGCUCGAGCCCCUGCCCCAGACCCCUCGGCUCCCUGGAGCCGCUCCACCGACGGCACCAUCUUAGCACAGAAACUCGCCGAGGAGGUGCCCACGGACGUGGCCUCUUACCUCUACACCGGGGACUCCCACCAGCUGAAGCGGACCAACUGCUCAGGCCGCUAUGAGUUAGCUGGCCUGCCGGCGGCGAAGUCGCCAGUCCUGGCCAGCUCCCAUCCCUCCUUGCACGGGGCGCUGGACACGCUGACACACGCCACCAACUUCCUCAAUAUGAUGCUGCAAAGCAAUAAGUCUCGGGAGCAGAACUUGCAGGAUGACAUGGAGUGGUACCAGGCGCUGGUGCGGAGUCUCCUGGAGGGCGAGCCCAGCAUCUCCCGGGCGGCCAUCACCUUCAGCACCGAGUCGCUAUCCGCGCCCGCCCCGCAGGUCUUCCUGCAGGCCACGCGCGAGGAGAGUCGCAUCCUGCUCCAGGACCUGUCCUCCUCGGCUCAUCACCUGGCCAACGCCACGCUGGAGACCGAGUGGUUCCACGGCCUUCGGCGCAAGUGGAGGCCCCACUUGCACCGCCGCGGCGGCGGCGGCUCCAACCAGGAGCCCCGGGGCCUGGGCCACAGCUGGAGGCGCAGGAACGGGCUCGUUGGGGACCGGAGCUAUGUCAAGUGGUCUCCGCCUUAUCUGGAGUGCGAGAACGGGAGUUACAAGCCCGGAUGGCUGGUGACACUCUCCGCUGCUUUCUAUGGGCUGCAGCCUAACCUGGUACCGGAAUUCAGGGGUGUCAUGAAAGUUGAUAUUAAUCUUCAGAAAGUGGACAUUGACCAAUGUUCCAGUGAUGGCUGGUUUCCAGGAACUCACAAAUGCCACCUCAACAACUCUGAGUGUAUGCCAAUUAAAGGCCUAGGAUUUGUGCUUGGAGCCUAUCAGUGCAUUUGCAAAGCAGGGUUCUACCAUCCUCGAGUCUUCUCGGUGAACAACUUUCAGAGACGGGGUCCAGAUCACCAUUUUUCAGAAAGUGCAAAAGAUGUGUCUGAAGAAGCCCACGUGUGCCUGCCUUGCAGAGAAGGCUGCCCCUACUGUGCUGAUGACAGCCCCUGCUUUGUCCAGGAGGAUAAGUAUUUGCGACUGGCUAUCAUCUCCUUCCAAGCCCUGUGCAUGCUGCUGGGCCUCGUUAGCAUGCUGGUGGUCUACCACUUCCGCAAAGCAAAGAGCAUCAGGGCAUCAGGCCUCAUUCUUUUGGAAACAAUACUUUUUGGGUCUCUGCUCCUAUAUUUUCCGGUUGUUAUUUUGUACUUUGAGCCAAGUACAUUCCGCUGUAUUCUCCUACGAUGGGUCCGUCUUCUCGGUUUUGCCACUGUUUACGGAACUGUGACUCUCAAACUUCACAGAGUUCUGAAGGUGUUUCUUUCACGAACAGCCCAAAGAAUCCCAUACAUGACAGGUGGUCGGGUCAUGAGGAUGCUCGCGGUAAUACUGUUGGUAGUGUUUUGGUUUCUUGUCGGCUGGACGUCAUCUGUGAGCCAAAACCUGGAGAGGCAGAUCUCACUUGUUGGCCAGGGUCAAACAUCUGAUCACCUCAUCUUCAACAUGUGCCUCCUUGACCGCUGGGACUACAUGACAGCAGUCGCUGAAUUUUUCUUCCUCGUGUGGGGUGUUUAUCUCUGCUAUGCAGUACGGACGGUCCCGUCAGCAUUCCAUGAGCCACGCUACAUGGCUGUCGCAGUUCACAAUGAGCUCAUUAUCUCUGCCAUAUUCCAUACAAUUAGAUUUGUUCUUGCCUCAAGACUUCAGUCUGAUUGGAUGUUGAUGCUAUACUUUGCACACACUCAUUUGACUGUGACAGUCACCAUCGGGUUGCUUUUGAUUCCAAAGUUUUCACAUUCAAGCAAUAAUCCCCGGGAUGACAUCGCUACAGAAGCAUACGAAGAUGAGCUAGACAUGGGCCGUUCUGGAUCCUACCUGAACAGCAGCAUAAACUCAGCCUGGAGUGAGCACAGCCUGGAUCCAGAGGACAUCAGGGAUGAGCUGAAGAAACUCUAUGCUCAGUUAGAAAUAUACAAAAGGAAGAAGAUGAUCACGAACAAUCCCCACCUCCAGAAAAAGCGGUGCUCUAAGAAGGGCUUGGGACGGUCCAUCAUGAGACGCAUCACUGAGAUUCCAGAGACAGUGAGCAGACAGUGUUCCAAAGAGGACAAGGAGGUCGCAGACCACUGCCCUGCUAAGGGCACAGCCCUGGUCAGAAAGAACCCACCAGAGUCCUCAGGGAAUACUACAAAGCCCAAGGAGGAGUCCUUGAAAAAUCGAGUCUUCUCUCUCAAGAAAUCUCACAGCACAUACGAUCAUGUGAGAGACCAAACAGAAGAGUCUGACAGCCUGCCAACGGAAAGCCAGGAGGAGGCCACAGAAAAUUCCACUCUGGAAUCACUUUCAAGUAAAAAGCUGACGCAAAAACUGAAAGAUGACAGUGAGGCCGAGUCCACGGAGUCAGUGCCUUUGGUGUGCAAGUCAGCCAGUGCUCACAACCUCAGCUCCGAGAAGAAGCCUGGGCACCCUCGCACAUCCAUGUUGCAAAAGUCCCUCAGUGUCAUAGCCAGUGCCAAGGAGAAGACGCUCGGGUUGGCUGGGAAAACCCAGGCCUCAGGUGUGGAAGAAUGUGGUAAGUCCCAGAAAUCUCUGCCAAAGGAUAAAGAGACAAACAGGAAGUACUCAACUUCAGAUAAUGCAGAAACUAAAGACUCUGCCCCGCAAAACUCCAAUCAUUUGGAAGAGCCAAGAAAGCAUCAGAAAUCUGGGAUAAUGAAACAACAGAGGGUCAACCUCCCCAUUGCUGUCUCUGACCUGAGCCCAGGCACCACACAGAUAAAGGAUAACUUUGACAUUGGGGAAGUGUGCCCUUGGGAGGUUUAUGACCUGACCUCUGGUCCUGUGCUUUCAGAAUCAAAAGUUCAAAAGCAUGUAUCCAUUGCUACUUCUGAAGUGGAGAAAAACCCAACAUUCUCCUUAAUGGAGAAGUCUCAUCACAAGCCUAAGGCAGCUGAAGGAUGUCAGCAAUCCAAUCACAAGAGCAUAGCUAAGGUGGAAGUGUGCCCUUGGGAAAACCAAGGUCAGUCUCUUUUUGAAGAUGGCAAUCAUUUGAUUUCCAAAACUCCAAUUCUCCCAGGGAGAGCCAAAGAUGAAAAUGGAAGUCAGCAUUAUGCAGCCCUUGUGUGUGCUGGGCAAUACCAAGAGCUGCCCCCCAAAGUCAUAGCACCAAAAGUAGAAAAUGAAAGCCUCAACCAAAUGGGAGACCAAGAAAAACAGACAUCUUCGCCUGUGGAAAGCAUGUCUGGCUCCUAUCACUCAAGUAAUAACUCCCAACGGCCAAUAACAUCACGAGCUGAAGUGUGUCCUUGGGAGUUCGAGACCCCAGACCAACCGAAUGCUGAAAGGAAUGGAGCUUUACCUGUCUCUUCUGCUUUAAGUGCAAAUAAGCUAGCAGGGCCUCGGAAAUAAGAGGUCCAGAACACGAACCAAGCGUAGAAUCUGCAGGAAGGAAAGGAGGAAAAUCCUCAAGUGUGAUAUAAAACAGAAGACCUGAGAAUCAAAACUUCCCAGGGAAUAUUUAUUUGUCCAUCAAGGGACAAUAGGGCAGACUGUGAAGGGAGGACAAAGAUGUGGGCUGGAGAAGGUCUGGAGGGCAGCUGCAGUUGGGAAACUUGGAAGUCACGUUAGGCCAAGGCCAUUCCCCACAGAAAUCUCCAGAAAAAUCUGAUGUCAUGUUUAAGGGAAAUCACUCUGAUCAGUUUCCACCAUGGACUUUGAAGAUCAUAAGUGAGACAGGAGACAUAGAAGAUGAAGGGAUGUUUUGGCAAAGAAAAGUCUAGGUAUAUAUGACUGAAAUUCCAAGCUGCUGACUGAAAAGAAACUUCUUACCCUAUUUAACCUUGAUAGCACUGCUAACUUAAUGCAUCCCCCCAAAAUAUCUUUUGUAUUCACGAUUGCUCUCGUUUACUUAAAAUGUAUGUUUCAGUACAUCAUUGUGUCUCCUAUUCAAGCAUUCCAGAUUGUAUAACUUUUGCAAAUAACUUUGAUAUUAUGUGACACAACACAUUUAUGCAACCCACAGCUGCUCAAUUGUUAUUGCAACUUACUGAAAACCUCUGUCUAUCAACUGUAGUUGAUUCUUGGAUAACAGUAAGCUUUCUCUGGUUUAGGACGCCGUUAAUGCUAUGAUACACUUUGAGUUUGGGCCAUGGUUUAUAUAGUGUGAAUUUGGAUUUCACUAUUAUUUCACAUCAUGCUUUGUUAAACUGUCUUGAUCAGGAUUGCAUAUAUAUGUGAUGUUGAGUUUCUUGUUUUGCAUUUCUUGUUAGGACUCAGAACUUUGUUAAUAUUGGAGAUUAUGUGGUCCUACUUAGUCAUAUGUCUCAGUUAGUUGAGGACAACUUAUCCAUUGUUUGUUCAAAGUCACAGCAAGGUCAUUCCAAUCAUUUGUCCCUUUUCACUCAUUCAGUAUUUCAUACUCAGCAGAAUUUCUUAAGAAAUAAGCUGAGUGAGAAACUCUACUGUGCAUGAACACCACAAAAAGGAAGGGUCUAGGAAUGACAUACGGGUUAGAGCACCACUGUGGGUCUAGACAAUUUGCCUUUAAAAUGUAGACAGAAAGGAAGCUCCUAUAGCACUUUCAAGGGAUUAUUUUUAUAAAGAGAAAAAUUAAUGAUGGUAUCAUGAUCAUUGUAUGGAUAUAUAUUUUAUUAUGCAUACUGAAAAUACAAUAUUUUUAAUUACCUUAAUCUAUUCUCAUACACUUUUAUCCAUUGCUUCACCUAGAACUUUCUGGGUCAAAUCCCAAAGAGGUUUUAUAACCUGAUUUAUUCAAAGCCCAUAUGGUGAUAUGGGUUCUUAAUUCUCUCAAGCUCGGGAAAACUUAUGAGUCCUGAAAAUUGUCAUUGUAGGCUGCCUAACUCAAAAUGCAAGGUGGAAGAUUUAUUUGCAAGGCAAAACAGCCCUCAAAGCAUGUCUUAUAAAACUUGUUGCAUUCCACACUGAUAUCCUCCCAGGAAAAUCCUAAACUGCUGACUUAGCCCUAACCAUGCGAUCUUAAAGUGAGAUUACAAAACUCAGUCUCGCUUUAAGACAAAUCACUUAAAAAUACAGCCCAGGCUUCCCUUUCCUAUCACUCCAAACACUGGAGUAUUAACCACUUACUGGGUCAUGACAUUUCCAAUCUGAAUAACUGUUUUUCAUUUUGUGAACAUAGAGAACACAAUAGGAGAAUAAAAGAUGGGAACAAAGACACCGGAAGACAGAUACAAAGUCUGUUGUUAUUAUUUUCAAUAGAGAAUAAAAACAGAGUUCUCUAAAUCCACCGUCAACAUUUUUUCCAUGGUUUCUUUUACUCAGGAGUCAGUGAGCACUUCGCCAUUUGUAUAAAGCCGUGCGUAGGUCUCCCUCACCCAUUGGCUUACUUUGUGCACUGCUCAGGUUGGUGGGUAGGCGUGAAGCACUAUAGAAUUUCCAUUUGUGACUGCUGCCUUUGUUUAUUUCUUUCACUACUGCCAAUCAAAGCCUCUCUACUUGAUGACCUUAGAAUGCCACAGUAAGGCAUAUUUGUGAAUUUGGUUUAGAGUUUCUACACCCACAUGCUUGUAUCACAUAGGCCUGAGAUCUGUUAACAUUGGAUUCACUUUUGAGAACUGAGCAGUCAAGUGUCUCUGUGACUUUUAUUGCAAUUCAGGUUGAGCUGUGAGAAAUGUGGCUUAAAGAAAAGUUGCCAAAUUAUACCUUAACAACAGUCUAAAGUCCAUAGAUUAUUCUCCACCAGCAUAAGUCAGUGAGAAUGCCUAGUAUCUAUCUUAAAGUUUCAUUGCCAUUACUAACCACCAAGAGAAGUUGAACUCUGCAAUUCUGGAGGCUCAUUUCCCCAGGUGAGAACUAUGAGAACAUGAACAGACACUGGUAAGGUCUCACAGACAUUUGCUGGGUUGUCCUUCUCAAUGCAUGUAUAGGCUGCAUUCUGUCCUUGUUUUAAGCCAGGGUUUAUAAAUAAGUAGAUUUAUAUCAGUCUUCAUAGAACUGUAUAUUUUAUGCAAGAAUUAAAUGCUUUACAACAUGAAUUAUAACUCAACCCAUUGUAAACUUUGGUGGUGGUAUGGAUUUGAAACGCGACAGUUCUCUUGUAUUUGCUUCCUAGGUAUCUGCAUGCAAGUGAGGACAGGUAGGACUGAAAACACUGCCUUUUGACUUCUAGCACUUAGCACCUGAGAGUUGUAGAGUCAACAAAGCUGUAAGUCUUCACUUAAUCUGUGGUUCUUCUGAAACUACUAUCUGAAAUUGACCGCAUCCCACCCUGAAAUAUUU
Messenger RNA from Jaculus jaculus (lesser Egyptian jerboa), 6828 nucleotides. RefSeq names its product G protein-coupled receptor 158 (gene Gpr158). The transcript is spliced from 11 exons. Gene Ontology annotation, molecular function: G protein-coupled receptor activity. Gene Ontology annotation, biological process: G protein-coupled receptor signaling pathway. Gene Ontology annotation, cellular component: membrane. The record is from RefSeq and is a predicted model, not a curated record. Bases 364 to 3981 code for a protein of 1205 amino acids. NCBI's taxonomy places the organism in Eukaryota, Metazoa, Chordata, Mammalia, Rodentia, Dipodidae.